GAGGAUGUGGUCAUUUUCUUCUUCCAGGAGUAGAGGGACUUCCUUAAUGCAACUCAGAGGUUCCUGUAUCUUAAUGUGAUGCUGGAGAACUUUGCACUUACAACCUUCAUAGGUUGUAGACACAGAGUAGAAGAUAAAGAGGCAUCUGUGAGGAGUGUGUCUGUGGAAGGUGUGUCAUACUUGAAACCUACAAAUGCAGGUGCAUCCAUCCAAAAGACUCAUCCCUGUAAUAUCUGUGUCCCAAUCUUGAAAGACAUUUUGUACCUGGCUGAUCCAGCUGUUCAGAAACUAUCCUUGCUUGGGGAGUGUGAAAGCCUUCCCCAGAAGCAGAACUGGGCAGAGACUUCCAUAUUCAGGAGGAACAUGGGCAGGACUUCAUUUUUGAAGAGUUAUAAGUUUUGUGUUUCAGGGAAGUCCUUCAAUUGUGAUGACCUGUGGAAGGAUUUCCCAGGGUUACUGGAACUUCUCCAGCCCCUGAACAUUCCAAAAGGUGAGGAGCCAGACAACUCUGAGUUUGGGAAGGACUUUCACUAUGAACACAGAAAAGAUUCCAGCAACAAAACUAUGGCUUUUCAUAAAUCAAGAGUCUACACUCAAAAAAAUAUUUCUGAAGGUAGCAAGUCUGAGAAAGUGUUCCAUAGUAAGCACUUACUUGCUCAACACCAAAGACUCUACAUAGUAGAAAGGCCUUAUAAGUGUAAAGAAUGUGGGAAAUCCUUUAAGCAAGUCCGUGCUCUUACUGUACACCAAAAAGUUCACACUGUAGAAAGGCCUUAUGAGUGUAGAGAAUGUGAUAAGUCAUUUAAGCGAGGAGAUGCCCUUACUGUACACCAGAGUGUUCACACUGGAGAAAGGCCAUAUAUGUGUGGUGAAUGUGGGAGAUCAUUUACUCGGCGUGCCCACCUCAUUAGUCACAGUGGAAUUCAUACUGGAGUAAAGUCUUAUGAGUGCAAUGAAUGUGGGAAAACCUUUAGGCAAAAGUCUGUUCUCCUUAGACAUCAGGUAGUCCACAAUGGAGAAAGACCUUAUGAGUGUUUAGAAUGUGGAAAAUCCUUCAAGCAAGGACGUGACCUUACUGUCCACCAGAGAGUCCACACUGGAGAAAGGCCUUAUGAGUGUAGAGAAUGUGGCAAAUCCUUUAAGCAAAAAGAUGCCCUUACUGUACACCAGAGAGUCCACACUGGAGAAAGACCUUACAUAUGUGGUGAAUGUGGGAAAUCUUUUACUCAACAUGCCAAUCUUAUUGGGCAUUCCAGAAUUCAUACAGGAGAAAAGUCUUAUGAAUGCAAUGAGUGUGGGAAAGCCUUUAGGUAUAAAGCCAAUGUUGUUCAUCACCAGGAAACUCACAAGGGAAAAAGGCCUUAUGAGUGUGGCCAGUGUGGGAAAGGUUUUAACCAAAGAGCUUAACUCAUUAUACACAGGAGAGUUCACACUGGAGAAAGGCCUUAUGAGUGUGAAAAAUGUGGAAAAGUCUUUGGGCAUAAAACAAGUAUUAUUCGUCAUAAGAAAGUUCACAGUGAGAAAGAGCCUGUAAAUGUGUUCAGUGUGGGAAAUACUUUUGCCAAAGAAUGCCCCUCAUUACAUAUGAAGCAAUUCACACUGGAGAAAGACCUUAUGAAAACAGCAAAUGUCAGAAAUGAUUAGAAAACACUCUGAUUUCUUUCAACACUGAAACUGUUACACCAUAGAAAGGCCCAAUGAAGGUAGCAAUUAUGGGAAACCUUUCAAUCCAAAGUCUAACCUUAUUAAAUAGCAGAAAGUUCUACUUGGAAAGAGCCUUAAACCUGAAGGGAAUGUGCUUUCUAUGGCAUAUUCAGGCUACAGAGUCUUUUAUGAUCCAUCUCCCUGAAGUUGAACUGCACAUUUCCAAAUGUUAAUGGGUAAGAAUCGCAUGAGUUCAGUCACAGGAUGAGGCUACAGGAACUGCUCUGUGCACUCUGAACUUUUCAGAGCUUUUGACACAGUGAGAUCAUUGCCAUACUCUUAAAAAGAAGCCAUCAGUCUGUACCAUCUUUCACAGUGGGCAAAAGCCACCCUUACGAGCUGAUGCAAGGCACAUAGGCUUCUGCUGUCUCAUUCUCUGGUGCAAAUCUUAUGUACCUUGAGCCAUUAGGGUAACUUUAUUCUGUUUGAUCUGUGACCAUGCAUGGUAUAACCUCAUUAGGGCCAAAGGAACUUCACCUGGUUCUGGUGAAGGACUGCAAGGAAAGCCAAGUAUCUUUGUGGAAGUUGUUGGUGUCACCUGACAGUUGUAGUUGACAUUUCCAGCCCCAAGUCACUAACUGGUAACUGCCUGUCUCACAUUGCUGUUUGU
Messenger RNA from Castor canadensis (American beaver), 2314 nucleotides. RefSeq lists its product as uncharacterized. The record is from RefSeq and is a predicted model, not a curated record. NCBI's taxonomy places the organism in Eukaryota, Metazoa, Chordata, Mammalia, Rodentia, Castoridae. Gene Ontology annotation, molecular function: DNA-binding transcription factor activity, RNA polymerase II-specific; RNA polymerase II cis-regulatory region sequence-specific DNA binding. Gene Ontology annotation, cellular component: chromatin; PcG protein complex; transcription regulator complex. Gene Ontology annotation, biological process: regulation of transcription by RNA polymerase II.